GGCAUCUCCCCCCACCUCGCCCCUCGCCCCGGUGCCCCCUCCCCAGGACGCCGCGGGGGCCAUGGCUGCGGGAUCCGAACUUUAAACACUUCUCCCCGGACCGGAGCGGAUGCGCAAAGCCCAGAAAGGCCGGCUCCGCCAUGGACUGUAGCUGCGUCUCCGACCUUCUCUUCGCCCCGCCCGCCCUGCCGGCUCUCUGGACCCCCGGGUUUGCCUUCCCGGAUUGGGCUUACAAGCCAGAGUCAUCCCCUGGCUCGAGGCAGAUCCAGCUGUGGCACUUUAUCCUGGAGCUGCUGCAGAAGGAGGAGUACCAGGGCGUCAUAGCCUGGCAGGGGGACUACGGGGAAUUCGUCAUCAAAGACCCUGAUGAGGUGGCCCGGCUGUGGGGUAUUCGCAAAUGCAAGCCCCACAUGAAUUACGACAAGCUGAGCCGGGCCCUGCGUUACUACUACAACAAGCGGAUUCUCCACAAGACCAAAGGGAAGAGGUUCACCUACAAGUUCAACUUCAGCAAAGUCGUGCUUGUCAAUUACCCGCUGCUGGACAUGGCGGCAGCUGCCACUGGCUCCCCACUCUUGCUGACCCCCAGUCCCUUUGGGGGGGCCCCAGGGCCAGAUGCUCCUCCCCUCACCCCUGAGACCCUGCAAACCCUGUUCUCUGCCCCACGCCUGGGAGAGCCAGGGGCCCGGACACCCCUAUUCACCUCCGAGACAGAUAAACUGCGUCUGGACAGCCCUUUCCCGUUCCUGGGCUCUGGUGCCACCAGCUAUUCCAAGCCCCCUGGCCUGCUGGGUCCUUAUGGCCGCGCCUUCCCCGAGUACCCCUGGAACUUUAACCCGUACCUCACGGGCCCCUUCCCCAAGCUGCCUCCCUCUCUCUACCCCCCGCACUUCUACCCCAACCCUCUGGCCAGUUCCCUGGGCCACCUGCCCUCGUCAGGGGCAGGGGGAGGCCCCACAGCCGCGCCCCUGCUGGCCUCGACAGGGGAGGGCCUGGGCCCCGAGCGCCCCUCGGGCCUGGCAGCGGCCCCUCGCCUGGCGCUGCCGGGGGCUGGGGGUCCAGAGGCUGCCCUUGGUGGGAAGGAGGACAGCGACUCGGAGCUGGAGAUCACCGACGUCAGCGGCUGCAGCUCUGACAGCGAGGGCGAUGAGGGUCUCCCGGCACCCCCCAAGGCAAAGGCGGGCAAAGGGGGGACCGGCAGCUGAGCCGGCAGGGGGCAAUGGAUUCUGCUGAGGCAGGGACCAGGGUGGCUGCCUGUCUGCCCUUGAUGCCUGGCCCAAGGCCCAGGACCAGCCCUCAGCACCUCCCAGGUCUGGGCACAUUGCUGCCCCAGUCUCCUUCCCCAGCCCCAGAGUGGGGGUCUCACUUCCCCCUCCACAGAGGACAGAGGGAAUGUGAUGGCCUCCAGCCUCCUCCCCAGGCUCCAGUUUGAGGGGGGUCCCCGCCUGGCCCCACUCCCAAAGUGCAAUAUGGCGCCCAGCCUGCCCCGCCCGCCCACCCCUGUGCUAUGCCCCAAGUGUUUGUGUGGCCGUGUCUCCAAACCCCCUGUGCUAGCCCCAGUCCUGACACCCCCCUAUAUAGGCCCCCCUGGGGACAGGGAGCUCAGAGCAAUAACCCCGCCCCCAGCCCCCACCCAGGAGGGGCCCCCCUCCCCACCAGCUCCCCAUGAUCCCGACAGUCACCUCCAGAGAGUUUACUACAGAAAUAAAAGAACAGAGAGUGAGA
Molecule: messenger RNA, 1725 nt
Organism: Pan troglodytes (chimpanzee)
Lineage: Eukaryota; Metazoa; Chordata; Mammalia; Primates; Hominidae
Gene: ERFL
Product: ETS repressor factor like
Exons: 6
Coding region: 141-1205 (354 amino acids)
Biological process (GO): regulation of transcription by RNA polymerase II; cell differentiation
Cellular component (GO): nucleus
Molecular function (GO): sequence-specific DNA binding; DNA-binding transcription factor activity, RNA polymerase II-specific
Source: RefSeq, a predicted model, not a curated record